This is a messenger RNA of Gadus macrocephalus (Pacific cod), 5876 nucleotides long. RefSeq names its product AMMECR nuclear protein 1 (gene ammecr1). The transcript has 6 exons. The record is from RefSeq and is a predicted model, not a curated record. Lineage: Eukaryota; Metazoa; Chordata; Actinopteri; Gadiformes; Gadidae. Bases 994 to 2034 code for a protein of 346 amino acids.
GGAGACUCGGGUGAUGCCCGCUCGGAUCACAGGACUACUGUACCGAUACCGAACAGCCCUGAUGGUAGCAGCGACGGGCGGACCGUAGGGCACCCCGACCCGGAGGACUUGGGGCUAUUGAAGAAGACGCUUCUCUACUGUGUGUCCUUCUGGCUGGAAGACAAUCUCCUAACUAACAUCCAGCUAACUUUCAGUUCAAUAUUUGUCGCGGCCGUUUUAUUGCGUUUUUCCCUCUUCCACCAUCACCAACUCACAUUGUGCAGGUGUAGGAGGGGGCGGUGUACAGGCCGGUCUCACUGAGACCCUUUUGGACGCUGACGUGUUUCAGCGGGCCAUGCCAAACCUGCAGUGUCAGAUGCCAUUUUACUGCGUCGGAAACCCCAAUAUAUUGGGCCUGUCAUCUCACUAGAAGUUGUUCAAAGUAGUACACGACUGGUGCGGUGGGGAGCUACAUGGUCAGAUGCAUUGUGCACUCUUCGUGCUGAAGCUUAUGGGUCCUGCGUACUCAAGCUCCCGGCUCCCACACAAAAAGGUGUGCUGCGGGGGUCCACCGCACGGUCUGACCGCCUCACAUCUGGAUCGUCCGUCCUCAGUCAUCUGAGGCCUAGGUGGUCGUGAGGUCCUCGGAGUUUAAGCUCUCGCUGUGAUCGCUUCCAGAGGAUUUCGUGUUAUUGAAACCGGUGUUAUUACAUCGGCACGAUUGGUCGGGUUUCAUCGGCUCUGAAUCCCUCGUCCAUAGCCCCAGUGACUAUAGAAACGUUAUCCAAGGUACGAGCUCAUCGGCCGGGGACUUCCCCUAUUAUUAUUUUGUGCAUUUUUUAAAGGCCACGUUAGGGUGACAUUGCAUUCGCUUUCUCUUUCCACCACUGUCGUUUUAAUUCGGCGACCAGACACGAAAAAGUGAAAGUGGAGGAUUGUCCGUCGCACGCAUUAAAGCUCCGGGAUUUCAGCGUCUGGCUGGCGUUCCCCCCCACCCAUCCCGCGGUGACGGUUAUGGGUCGGAAGCGGUGUGUCGGUGCAGAUUGUUCCAAGAUGGCGGCCGGGUGCUGCGGGGUGAAGAAGCAGAAGCUGUCGGGAUCCCCCGGGUCGGGGGGUCCUGGCGGGGUGGGGGCGGGGAGUGGGGUGACGGGAACCGGACACUGUGGGACAGACCUGGGGAUCGGUUCCUCCACCGCCGCCACCACCACUGUUGCAGCGGGGACCGUGGGCAGAGUCAACGGCCUGGGGGGACCGGGGGGAAACGUGAACAACUGUAGUAGUGGUAGUGGUGGCGGCGGUGGCGGUGGCGGUAGUAGUAGUAGCAGUACAGCCGUGCUGUCCCCAACCCCGGCCGGCUACAAUUCGUCCGGCCUCUCCCCUAAUCUGAGCCCGGGAUCCGGCUCGGGAAGCGGCGUGAGGAAGAUGGUGGUGUCGGCGGAGAUGUGCUGUUUCUGUUUCGACGUGCUUUACUGUCAUCUGUACGGAUACCAGCCGCCAAGGACCCCCCGCUUCACCAACGAGCCCUACCCGCUGUUCGUCACGUGGAAAAUAGGGCGAGACAAGCGGCUGAGGGGUUGUAUCGGUACGUUCUCGGCCAUGAACCUGCACUCAGGACUCAGGGAAUACACCCUUACUAGUGCCCUUAAGGACAGCCGCUUCCCGCCCAUGACGAGGGACGAGCUGGCCCGCCUCUUCUGCUCCGUGUCCCUGCUGACCAACUUCGAGGACGUUGGGGACUACCUCGACUGGGAGGUUGGCGUUCAUGGCAUUAGGAUAGAAUUUUUCAAUGAAAAAGGAUCAAAACGAACUGCCACCUAUUUACCAGAGGUUGCAAAGGAACAAGGUUGGGACCACAUUCAGACCAUCGAUUCCUUACUUAGGAAGGGAGGUUAUAAAGCUCCCAUUACCAAUGACUUCAGGAAGACCAUUAAGUUAACCAGGUACCGUAGCGAGAAGAUGACCAUGGCCUACGCAGAGUACAUCGCUCACCGCCAGCACCACCACUACCAGAACGGCGUGGGCCACCCCCUCCCCCCCUACAACCAUUAUUCCUGACAGCGAGCCCCGUGACCAAUCACUGCAGCUCUCCUCGGACCUGUUCCCGGGAGAGCCCGCCCCCGCCUGGUCUAGCUAUUUCUACUACUGUACCAUUUUAUGAUGAUAGUUUCCGUUGCCAUGGUGGCCGUCUCCCAGACGUUGGCAUGGCAACGGGCGGCAAACAAAUUUAUUACGGCGCGAAGUCCGCAUUUCCCCGCCCUCUUUUUUUUCCUUUUAUUUCCUGCCGUGAAGCUUUUGCAGCAGCAUAUAUAAACGUAUAUCUCCCUUCCUUUUUUGAAUUUGAAUUACGAUUUUUCUUUUUCUCCAAACUUAAGUCUUUAAUAAAAAAAAGAAAAACCUAGUGAGGUUUUGGUUCUGUGGAUGAGAGCGUCUCUCAUGGUGGGUCAGGACUAACCUGGUAUUCUAGAGCUGAACCUUUCUCAUGCUUCUCAUUUUUAUCCCUGUGUGUGUGUGUGUGUGUGUGUACUAUUUGUAGCAAGGCAGCGGCGGUUGGGAGAAGUCUCAUGCUAUUAAGUGAGAGGGAGAGGUGCGAUGGCCUUGGCCGGGUGUCUCUGAGCACUGGACCCCCCAGCUGUAGAUAGCGAGGGUCUGACCGGUGGGCCGGGGGCUGGAGUAUGUGUGCCUCUGUGUGGUUUAAUCGUCUCCAGGAGAUGAGCCCGGCUAGAUGAGUAGAUUCUAUCGUUUGUGAUGCGUGAAGUGUUUCCCUCGCCGGGCGCCCGAGGGGGCGGGGUUUUGUGGGGCGAGGGAACCUAUUAAAACUUGAACAGCGUUUGAUUGGCUAGGUAUAAAAGCGUUUAUCUUUUUAUUAUUAUUCCUUUUUUGCAACGAUUUCUACAUUGUACGAUUUAAUAAGGAGCAAGCCAUUUGUUCAUCUUGAAAGCCGGAUUGUCUGCGGGUCAUCUUUUGUAAAGUAGAUGAACCAGUUGGAGGGACUCCCCUGAACGCUGCGUUCUGAAGGUUAGGUGAGCAGUCGGAUAUAUUCACACGGUCGGAGAGGGAGCUCCGGAGUGGAUCCACCGUCAUUGUGUGUUUAUAGAGUUUAGGAGCAGGAAGCGACGGGGACAAACGAACCCCCUAAAGCCAUAAACCCAAGGCGUGCUUCAUAAGUGUUGUGGGCUGGAUGGCAUCACUUGUCUUGGAUGAGUUAAUAAAGCUUCACAUGGGAGCCCCAAAGCCGUUCCAGGGAGCCUGCUCCUCUGGGCCCGGUCCCAGGGGGCUCAUGAGGUGCGGUGACCCCUCUGGGGGUUGUCGGUGUGUAAUUAACUAAUUGACACGGUCUAAUGACCAAAGUCGUUAGUUGUUUUAGCUCCCAAACCCCAGAGAGGGUGUGAUUAGUGAACAUGUGAUCAGUGAACGUGUGAGUGAAGCGUUGCGUUGGCUGGGGGUUGCGGUCUUAAAGCAGCCCGGGACACUGUCCCAAGGCUGCCCCCACCCCUAGAUUGGAGCCCCAACCCACGGUCACCUUGUCGUUAAGGGGAGAGUAAUGGGACAGGGCCCUUGAUCGCUGGGCCCCCCUCCCGACCAGAUCCCCCCCUACCUACGGGGUCUCGACCCAAGCUGCAGAGAACGGCCUCCUGUUGUGUCAGCUGUGGGGUCGGGAGGUCAAGAGCACAUGUCCCAGCGAGGGGUCCUUUAUUGUUGAAGACUCCAGAUAAUAACAGUGGGGGGGGGGGGGGGGGUUCUAGGGACUUAUUGAAGCCAUUUCCCCUCGACAGACAGUCCCGUGCAUCCAGGACCUCUUUGGGUGUGCAGUAUCUCAGCUGUCCUGGUGUCCGCUCUGCGCUGCGUUCCAACGGCUGGUUCUGGUUCAGCAUCGCUGCCAUGUCUCCUGCACCUUCAUUGUUUUUUGUUGAAUUUGACCAACCGGCGGUUAUUUCCUUUAUGCAAACAGCCAAGGGCUUCAGGCGAUCCAUCCACAGUAACCCAAACUACCAGACUUGAGUUGUGUUGCCUUAACUGGUGUUAAUAAUGUCUGGACCAGUAUUUGGUGCUGUAGUUGUUCCUCUCCCACCAUCGACUGUGCUGAACUCCCAUCUCGUGCUUCUCCAGAACUCUUCUGGUCCUUUAAACGGCGACAAACUACACAACCACAUGUUUUUCUUUUCUUCUGCUGCAAAACCAAAUUGCCCACGCUCCUCUCACCUAAAGUCUUUGUAUAGACAUGCAAUGUACUCUGUUGCAUGCGUGUAUGAGUAUAACCUAUGGUUUUAAAUCCAUGAUAUGCUUGAUCUAUCGCUUAGACACUCGGAACCACAAAGAGAUUUUAGAAGACUAAACAUAUGGUGCUAUCAGACCGGGCGUCGGGCGGUCAGCUGACCGGUCAUGAGGACUCAUCUCCAUAUCACUAACCCGACCUGUGGGGUUCUCUCUCCAGCGGCUCGCCUGUGAGACGGACGCACCACGCUUGAACUCUCACAAGAGUCAUGGAAGGUACACCUCCAUGUGGAGGACUGACUAUUCCCUCCAGACACCGAGAGACCACCCCUCACAUGGGCCCCCUUUUUUAACAUCCUUGAUAUAUGCAGAUAUCUGUUCAACAAAGUGUUUCUCGUGCCAUGCUGGUCAACGUCCCUGCAGGCUUGAAAGGGCAAGAAGUCACCCCUCCCCCCCCCCCUGGUUUAGCCACCCUAGGAGAGGACGUGUGCUCGUGGGUCAACGCACACACAAGUCUGUCGGGGCGGAGGUCGGUUUCGCCAGUUGCAGCAUCUCCUCUCCACAUGCUGCAGCUGGACGAGGAACCUCCUCUAGAGACUUUCCACUGGACAGGAAACCCGACCACCACGUGGUCCGCCUUCAUGUCCAGUCGGCUGGUCGGUUGAUGUAGUCAUGGACGGUCUUCAUCUACAUGUCUUACACAUUUUCUAGCAUUUUUUUAUGUUGUUAAACACAGAUAUCGUGAUUUACUGUCGGUCGAAACCCACCACCAAACAAUCAUGACUUUAUUUUGUAUAUUUAUUCAUCCUUCUACAGUAGAACGUAACUGGAGGUGUUGUUUGGUGACCAACCCAUGGAAGAUGUAAUCCUUUUCUGUCGUGUUCUGUCAACACUUUGUGUACCGAUACCUCAUAGACUGUUGGUGGAGGCGGUGAGACUCUUCUUGUCGUAGCAUACAUUUGGCGCCGUAACCAAGGGUCAGAGUUCGGCCGUAGCGUUCGUGCGAGGUCGUUCGUCGCCGUGGAGAAUGUUCGUGUUGUGACCUCGCGUGCGUUUUGACCGAAGGUGCAAAAAACCAGCCAUGUGCAAACAACAUGCUGCAGUGGGCGUGGCUCCCUGCCCUUCCAAAAACAGUUCUGCAAGCGACCAACCAUCUCCUCUGUCCGUUAGUUUGUGUGGUACCUUGAAGCUGAAGCAACCCCAUCUCACCGCGUCCUGCCCUCCGACCCCCUGGCCCCCACCUCCGACCCUGGCCCCCACCUGAAGGGCGCGGAGGACAAGAUGCUGGGUUGCACAUCGUAUCUUAUUAAUUUUUGUUUAAUUUACAAAAAUGAAAAAUCCCAUGGUGUGCCUCCUAGCUUAUGGGUUUUAAAUGUUUGUUUGUUUUUUCCCUAAAGACCAGCAGUUAUACUUUAUAUAAAAUAUGGAUUUUCCUUAUUUUUAUGCUAUGUAAGAUGAAAAGCCUGUUUUCUUUACUUUGGACCCAGUAGCUGCACUGGUAUACAAUCGCACUGAUAGAUGAUAAUUAAAAAACAUAAACAAAACAUGGAUCAAUACUGAUACAAGCAAAUGACAUAAGAAAAUACAAUAAACUUGUGUUUGGAACUUUUAUCUAAAAAAAAGGAAUAAAAUUAAAAAAAGAAAAUGACUGUUUUUGUAUAUUAAAAUAAAUUCUUUUCAUAAUA